GAGACCGAGUGAGACCUCCUACUUCUUUUUUUUUAUCUCCGUGUUAGCUAAACAGCAUGACCUGCGUGCGAGUCCCAAUGACAGGCAUUUGGAUUCUACUAUGGUGAAAGUUAAUUUCAUAUUGCACUCUUUUAUUUAACGGCAGUGGGUUAAACAAGACGUCUGUGAAGAUGCCAGCAGGUGUGUCUUGGCCCCGUUACCUGAGGAUGUUAGGGGCCAGUAUGCUGGCCAUGUUUGCGGGGGCACAGGCCGUCCACCAGUACUACCUACCCGAUCUGAGUAUACCAGAGCUCCCGCCGAAGCCCGGGGAGCUUAAGACAGAACUGCUUGGCUACAAAGUCAGAGAGGAAGCUACUGCUGCGUUACAGCAGUUUAAAGCAGAACAAAAGGUGGACUAAUGUGGAAUUCUACGUCCUCUGUCUGAUGGACACACACUUUAUUGGUCCAGCAGCGACAGGACAUCUAAAAAUGGAUCUUGGUGUUUGCUUUCAAUGAAGCAAACACAAUCGCGAUAAGGGAUCCUACGGGGAUCGAGAUCAUCUGGUUUAUUCAGCCACUGGUAUCCGUAUCUUCAUUUUUCUAAUGCAUUCAUAUCUUCAGAUCAAGCGGUGAAGUAAGGUAAUGCUUCAUGAACACGUGAACUGACAUGAUUUGAUAAUUCUAUCAAAAGUGUAUCUUUUGAUUGUUCUCUCCUCUAGGAGACGCUUUUCUCUGAAAUAAAGAUAUCACACUAA
This is a messenger RNA of Gasterosteus aculeatus aculeatus (three-spined stickleback), 734 nucleotides long. It is a transcript of the gene uqcc6, whose product is annotated as ubiquinol-cytochrome c reductase complex assembly factor 6. Gene Ontology annotation, biological process: mitochondrial respiratory chain complex III assembly. The record is from RefSeq and is a predicted model, not a curated record. Gene Ontology annotation, cellular component: mitochondrion. NCBI's taxonomy places the organism in Eukaryota, Metazoa, Chordata, Actinopteri, Perciformes, Gasterosteidae.